AUGAGUAACAUAGUAGCAGUGAAUCUAGGCAUACCUGUCAUCAAACCAUUUUCAGGUAAUAACAGAGAGUAUGAUCCCAAAGAGUUUAUCCUGAAAAUGCAUCUUCAAUUAGAGUUGAGAGCUCUUCCGGAAGAUGUCAAAGCUUUGUUUGUUGCAACCUUUUUAGAAGGAAAAGCAUUAAGAUGGUAUGAAAGGUUGGACCUGAUUACUAGAAGAGAUAUCAAGUUGUUUGAGAAAGCAUACCUAGAAAGAUUUCCGUCUCACGUCCGACAAGAUACAAUAUUAGACUGUGCGAGAAAAUAUCAUAGUAUCCAUCAAACGACAACUGUCCAAUAUUAUAAUCAACAAUUUAGAGACAUAACUUACCAAUUGCCUGAUAAUGUGUACCUGCAACAAGGGCACUUGAUAAAAUACAUUUUGGGCUUAAAGAAGAUGAUAGGUUAUGAAGUCAGUCUAAGAAAUUGCAGUACAUUAGACGAAGCAAUGGACGUAGCAGCAAGCUUUGAAGCCGCUCGAGAUCUGAGAGAAAAAGUUUACUUUCGUAAACCAAAAAAGAAGGAAUAUCAAGAAACGUGGACAUUUGAGAAGGAUCUAAUUUGGACCCAGUUCUCUUACAAAAAUCUGUAA
Debaryomyces fabryi is the source of this 627-nucleotide messenger RNA. RefSeq lists its product as uncharacterized. The coding region runs from base 1 to 627 and encodes 208 amino acids. The record is from RefSeq and is a predicted model, not a curated record. The transcript has a single exon. Lineage: Eukaryota; Fungi; Ascomycota; Pichiomycetes; Serinales; Debaryomycetaceae.